UGCUCGCGGCGCAAGCACGGCACGCGCUGUUCCAUUCUAAGAAGCUGCUACGCUGGUCGCAUGGUUAUGCAGGCAAUGUCUGACCCUGCUUCGCUCAACCUGCAGCAGCUUCUGCAUCUUGCACAGGCCAUCUGUCACACAGCAGCCAUCACCAUCGAGCCCGCUGAAGCAGCAGCCGAGUUUUGCUACCAGGUUGCUUUGGUGAGCGACAGUGUGUUCCUGGAGGGCCUGUUGAACAGCUACCGCGAGUUCUUCGAGAAGCGAGAGGAACUGAUGGGCCUGGUCGAGGCGACGAAAAGGACGCCCUACGUCUCCUCCUUGGCCGAGCUCCUGGCGGCAUGUGAGUCAUCGGACGGCGCCGGCGCCGAUGCAGCCAGUGACACUGUCAAGGACGUCCCUGUGCGCUGGACGCCCUACGUCUCCUUCUUGGCCGAGCUGCUGGUGGCAUUCGAGCCAUCGGACGGCGCCGAUGCAGCCUGUGACACUGUCGACACCAGAGAUGGCAAGAGGCCGAAUGACAUCUGGAGGAGUACUGUCGUCUGGGUAUGUCGCCUGGUUAUGCAGACAAUGUCUGACCCUGCUUCACUCAACCUGCAGCAGCUUCUGCAUCUUGCACAGGCCAUCUGUCACACAGCAGCCAUCACCAUCGAGCCCGCUGAAGCAGCAGCCGAGUUUUGCUACCAGGUUGCUUUGGUGAGCGACAGUGUGUUCCUGGAGGGCCUGUUGAACAGCUACCGCGAGUUGUUCGAGAAGCGAGAGGAACUGAUGGGCCUGGUCGAGGCGACGAAAAGGACACCCUACGUCUCCUCCUUGGCCGAGCUCCUGGCGGCAUGUGAGUCAUCGGACGGCGCCGGCGCCGAUGCAGCCAGUGACACUGUCAAGGACGUCCCUGUGCGCUGGACGCCCUACGUCUCCUUCUUGGCCGAGCUGCUGGUGGCAUUCGAUCCAUCGGACGGCGCCGAUGCAGCCUGUGACACUGUCGACACCAGAGAUGGCAAGAGGCCGAAUGACAUCUGGAGGAGUACUGUCGUCUGGGCCAUCUGUCACACAGCAGCCAUCACCAUCGAGCCCGCUGAAGCAGCAGCCGAGUUUUGCUACCAGGUUGCUUUGGUGAGCGACAGUGUGUUCCUGGAGGGCCUGUUGAACAGCUACCGCGAGUUGUUCGAGAAGCGAGAGGAACUGAUGGGCCUGGUCGAGGCGACGAAAAGGACACCCUACGUCUCCUCCUUGGCCGAGCUCCUGGCGGCAUGUGAGUCAUCGGACGGCACCGGCGCCGAUGCAGCCAGUGACACUGUCAAGGACGUUCCUGUGCGCUGGACGCCCUACGUCUCCUUCUUGGCCGAGUUCCUGGCGGCAUGCGAGUCAUCGAACGGCACCGGCACCGAUGCAGCCAGUGACACUGUCGACGCCAAAGAUGGCAAGAGGCCGAAUGGUAUCUGGAGGAGUACUGUCGUCUGGUUUUGUCGCCUGGUUAUGCAGGCAAUGUCUGACCCUGCUUCACUCAACCUGCAGCAGCUUCUGCAUCUUGCACAGGCCAUCUGUCACACAGCAGCCAUCACCAUCGAGCCCGCUGAAGCAGCAGCCGAGUUUUGCUACCAGGUUGCUUUGGUGAGCGACAGUGUGUUCCUGGAGGGCCUGUUGAACAGCUACCGCGAGUUGUUCGAGCAAGCGAGAGGAACUGAUGGGCCUGGUCGAGGCGACGAAAAGGACACCCUACGUCUCCUCCUUGGCCGAGCUCCUGGCGGCAUGUGAGUCAUCGGACGGCGCCGGCGCCGAUGCAGCCAGUGACACUGUCAAGGACGUUCCUGUGCGCUGGACGCCCUACGUCUCCUUCUUGGCCGAGUUCCUGGCGGCAUGCGAGUCAUCGAACGGCACCGGCACCGAUGCAGCCAGUGACACUGUC
Molecule: messenger RNA, 1903 nt
Organism: Dermacentor albipictus
Lineage: Eukaryota; Metazoa; Arthropoda; Arachnida; Ixodida; Ixodidae
Source: RefSeq, a predicted model, not a curated record